AAAAAAUGCAAGAAAUUCAGAUGAAUGACGGAGUACGCAAACUGCAAGUGCUUCUCGGGCGACAGCUGAUUUCUGAUUCCUUGAACUCUCCACCGAUCAGAAAUCAUCAUGGCUGAAAAUGCGGCGGCGGCGACGGCGGCGACGGCGGCGGGAGCUUCUCCGUUGAAGCUUUACUCGUACUGGAGGAGCUCUUGUGCUCACCGUGUUCGGAUUGCCCUAAACUUGAAAGGGCUAAAUUUCGAGUACAAGGCUGUUAACUUAUUGAAGGGAGAGCAAUUCACUCCCGAAUAUGAAAAGCUAAAUCCUAUCGGUUAUGUACCUACUCUUGUUGAUGGGGAUUCUGUUAUUGCCGACUCUUUUGCAAUACUAAUGUAUUUGGAGGAAAAGUAUCCUCAGCAUCCUCUGUUGCCUCGAGAUCUUCAUAAAAGGGCUAUUAAUUACCAGGCUGCGAACAUUGUUUCUUCUAGCAUACAGCCUCUUCAAAAUCUAGCUGUUCUGAAGUACAUUGAGGAAAAAUCUGGUCCAGAGGAGAAACUUUCUUGGGUUCGACAUCACAUCGGAAAAGGUUUUUCUGCCCUUGAAAAGCUGCUAAAAGAUCAUGCUGGAAAAUUUGCCACCGGAGAUGAAAUUCUUCUGGCAGACUUGUUUUUGGCACCUCAGCUUAACGGCGCCAUUACAAGAUUCAAUGUUGACAUGUCCAAAUUCCCACUUUUAUCCAGGUUGAAUGAGGAAUACAAAGAUAUACCAGCAUUCCAAGAUGCAGCACCAGAGAAGCAGCCUGAUGCUCCUCAAAGCUCUCACUAAACUUAACAACGAAUUUCGUGGUAUGUUUUUUAAAAUCCAAGUUUAUUUAUAGUUGAUGUCGACAAUUUGCUUCCAUUGGUAUUACUAGAUCAUUCUCGACUCUUUCGGUUUUAUGAUGUAAUAAAUGAAAAUUCUUGUAAAAUCAACCGAUGAAAGUCAAAAGACCAAAAUUCAUCUACUGUGUUUCAUUUUGGUCCAUUCUUGUAGAAAGGUUCUUACUUUCAAUGUAAUAGUCUCAAGAGAUAUGGACCAAAWUUCAUCUACUGUGUUUCUUGUUAUUGUAUAUUAUUUCCUUAAUUAAAGUGACCGAGUGUUUUGGGUUGA
This is a messenger RNA of Momordica charantia (bitter melon), 1128 nucleotides long. RefSeq names its product glutathione S-transferase zeta class. Gene Ontology annotation, biological process: glutathione metabolic process; L-phenylalanine catabolic process. Gene Ontology annotation, cellular component: cytoplasm. The record is from RefSeq and is a predicted model, not a curated record. Gene Ontology annotation, molecular function: glutathione transferase activity; maleylacetoacetate isomerase activity. NCBI's taxonomy places the organism in Eukaryota, Viridiplantae, Streptophyta, Magnoliopsida, Cucurbitales, Cucurbitaceae.